AUGGCCGCCAUUCUCUUGAAGGCCAGACCCAAGGUGCCAGUAUCUUUUGAAGACGUGUCCGUGUACUUCACCAAGACAGAAUGGAAGCUUCUGGACCUCAGACAAAGGAUCCUCUACAAGAGAGUGAUGCUGGAGAACUAUCGCCAUUUGGCGUCACUGGGAUUUUUAUCCUCCAAGCCUCACCUGGUCUCCUGGCUGGAACAAGGGGAGGGGCCCCGGGCAGCAGACACCUGCCGAACACGGGCCGCGGCGGGGAUGCAGAAAGGUGACAGGAUAAAGAACAGGACAUUGGUUUCAAAGCAGAAGCAUUGCCUCAAAGAACUCACAAGGACCGAUCUUCAGGCCGGUAACAAGAGCCAGGUGGCCAGGCCACCCGGGGAAACGCUUGAGCGCGGAGCGGAACGUGCUCAUUCUCCACAGACAGGUUCCGGCGGGGUUGACCCCCCCGGGGAGAAAGGUCAGAGCAGCUCCUUGGGGGACGGAAGAGAGAUGCGGCAGAGAAGUAGCCCCAGUGGUUGGCAGGAGUCAGUUCGAAGGCAGCAGGGUUCCAGAGGCACGGAGAAGCGUUACCUAUGUCAGCAGUGUGGGAAAUCCUUCAGCCGCAGCUCCAACCUCAUCAAGCACCGGGUCAUCCACAGCGGCGAGAAGCCGUACGAGUGCCCCGAGUGCGGGAAGCUCUUCCGGCGCAGCUUCGCGCUGCUGGAGCACCAGCGCAUCCACAGCGGCGAGAAGCCCUUUGUGUGCAGCGAGUGCGGCAAGGCCUUUACGCGCAGCUCCAACCUCAUCAAGCACCAAAUCAUCCACAGUGGCGAGAAGCCCUACAAGUGCCCCGAGUGCGGGAAGCCCUUCCGGCGCAGCUUCGCGCUGCUGGAGCACCAGCGCAUCCACAGCGGCGAGCGGCCCUACGCGUGCAGCAGGUGCGGGAAGGCCUUCAGCAGGAGCUCCAACCUCAUCGAGCACCAGCGCACCCACAGCGGCGAGAAGCCCUACACGUGCAGCCAGUGUCCGAAAGCCUUCAAGGGCGUCUCCCAGCUCAUCCACCACCAGCGCCUCCACAGCGGGGAGAAGCCCUUCAAGUGCAAAGAGUGCGGGAAGGCCUUCCGGGGCUGCUCGGGUCUCAGUCAGCACCAGCGGGCGCACAGCGGGGAGAAGCCCUACGAGUGCAGUGAGUGUGGGAGGGCCUUCAGCCGGCGAGCCAACCUCUUCAAGCACCAGGCCGUUCACAGCCCGCAGAGGCCCUACGAAUGUCAAGACUGCGGGAGGCCCUGCGCGAGCGGCCCGUGCGCCGAGGGCCGCGGAGCCUUCCAGGGGAAGCGGGGGCUGGGCCAUCCCCGGAAGCCCCGUGGCGGCGCGAGGCCCUCGGAGAAGAGUGACCGCGAAAAGGCGCCGGCCUCUUUGGCCCUCGGAAGGCCGCCUGCCGAGCCGCACCCGGAGGGCGAGACCCUCGGGGGAGCCUCGGAGGGUGCGGCGGCCCCCCGCGCCGUCUGA
Messenger RNA from Odobenus rosmarus divergens (Pacific walrus), 1488 nucleotides. RefSeq names its product ZFP92 zinc finger protein (gene ZFP92). Gene Ontology annotation, biological process: regulation of DNA-templated transcription. The record is from RefSeq and is a predicted model, not a curated record. The transcript has 5 exons. Bases 1 to 1488 code for a protein of 495 amino acids. NCBI's taxonomy places the organism in Eukaryota, Metazoa, Chordata, Mammalia, Carnivora, Odobenidae.